This is a messenger RNA of Hemibagrus wyckioides, 3463 nucleotides long. It is a transcript of the gene kansl1l, whose product is annotated as KAT8 regulatory NSL complex subunit 1-like. Gene Ontology annotation, cellular component: NSL complex. The transcript has 17 exons. Gene Ontology annotation, molecular function: histone acetyltransferase binding. Lineage: Eukaryota; Metazoa; Chordata; Actinopteri; Siluriformes; Bagridae. The coding region runs from base 303 to 3095 and encodes 930 amino acids. The record is from RefSeq and is a predicted model, not a curated record.
CAAUCAAUUCAAAAGGACAGAGAGUUGAACCACCGGGGAUGUUGAUGAUGAGGCCAGAGGUUGGGGAAUCAUUUUGAACACUGCCAUUCUACCUUCUGAACAGGACAGCUAUGACAACCUACACACUACACCACAGCUAGACAUCUGUGUAGCCUUUGCUCAUUGAAACAUCCUCCAGCUUAGACUUCUGUCAGUUGUUAUAGUGCUCUCCUUACAACAGAUGGCAGCAUUUAACAACAUGAUCCCCAAGAUACUGAAUAACCGGCCUUAUUUUGGAGAUUUGUAAAAGAAUUUGGUUCAGAAUGCCACCAGCCCUAGACAAGACUUUAGAGAAAGACGGCAGGAUUCACAUUUCAUCUCCAGUUUUAUCCCGAGAUGUGGAUUCCAGCAGAGACGUGGAUCCUCAGGUUAAACUGCUAGACGACAGCUAUACUAGGUUUUGGCUUAAUCUCUCCUCCUUGUCUGCUUUAGACUCCUGUAACAUGAAAAGUCCCCUGGAGCUACCAGAAAUGCCCCUACAGUCACUGUUUCACAACUCAGCGUCUUAUAAAAUUGAUCUCCAGCCAAGCUUGGGAUCUUUCCUCGGCUGUGUGUCCUUGGAGGAAAGUGUUGCAGAUUGUCCAUUGCUUCCUGAGGACUCGAGUUUCAAAGGAAAAACAGCGUCCGAAGAGGAGACCAGGAAGGUUUCAAAAGAUCGUCAGAACUUAACGCAGUCCUUUUCACUUCCGCAGUACUUCCAAAGAGAAAGAGAACCGAUUUCUUCGAGUGGAAUCAAGAACAGUAACCAGAGCAAUGCUUUAAGACCAGAAUGUCACUCAGCAUCUCACCGCAUCUCAGUUCAGGAGGAAGUGGAUGCUUGGAGAAUGCGACUCGCUUCUCAACAUCGUGUAUUAGCAACCCGUACAGAGCGAGCAAAACUGAGUCUCCAUGCACUGCUGGGUGAAAAUGCUCUGCAGAACUUCAACAAGCGACUAGAGGAAAUGAAGAAGAAACUCUUACCCUCAUCUAUCAAAACUGAACCUGAUCAACUCUGUCCUGCACAAAACAAAUGUGAUGAUGCUUUAGGGGCUGAGGAGGAAGGUGACUGUCUUUAUGAUCACCUUUCUCAACAGAAAACCUCAAAGAUAAAUGAUCCAGCAGUGCAGCAGGGAAGCUGUGCUCUAAACAGUUCCUCUGCAGGCUCCUUGUUGGAGAAAACCUCAGAGAGUUUUCAGCUUAUCCGAGGUGUACAAACAUUGGUACGGUGUGCACAGGUAGUACUUCACAAAGCACAGCAGGCUUUGGACUCCGAUGCUACAGAGAGCAGCUCAGACGAUGAGGGAGAAGAAGAGAGAAGAGGAAAGAGACCCAGCUCAAGCUGUCUGGGAUGCGAGUGGAGAUAUCAGUGUGAGAGAGCGAAGCUGGCGAGUCAGUGGACAUGGCUGAAGCUCAGGUUGUCUGAGCUGGAUUCACAGAUUCAGCAGUUGUCACAGCUCCAUCAGCACUUAAUCGCCAACAAGGGAAGUGUUGUUUUGGCUGAGGCUCAGCCUUUGACUGACCUGCAGAUCCAACAGACUCUGCUGACUGAGACGGCUGGUUUAACGUUAACAGCGAGACAGACACGUGAUCUCAACUCCGAGCUGGACACCGAGCCCAGCAGCCCCACACGCCUCCUCCAAAACAUCGAGAGACAGAGUGCCCAGCUGAGUCAGAUAGUGAACAGUCUGAUGUCUCCUCUGAGUGACUUGCCCUCAUGCUGUCCUGUAGCUAAAGGAGACAGCAGGUGCUGGAGAGGCUCGAGAAAAAGACGCUUUAACAGCUGUGUGACAGACAUGUUCCAGCACACCGCCUCCACGUGUGUAGGCAGGACAAAUCAGAAGAAGAGGCGUGUGUGUCGCCGAGGUCAGUUCCUGUCUCAGGUGGACGUCACUCAAGUGUGUGCAAGGACUCGCCCUUUACUGACUUAUCACAAGCCCCGCCUUUUCAUCAUGGACCAAUCACCAGUCUCACAACAGGGAGCAGACUUUUCAACCAACUGGUGCUCAAGCCCUGUUUCCUGUGAUCCCAUGAGGGUGUGUCCGGAUCCAGACUCCAAAAGCACAAACAGUAGAGCCAAUAUAAUUAGCGGCAUGCUCAAGCCAAACAAGAACUCAGAGUCCCACUGUAUCCGUACGGGUUCCUUCAAAGCGGACUGGCUCCAUCAGUCGCAAUCCACCAUUCUCUCACCCGGCAUCACCACUGCACUGGAAUGUGCAUCCUCAAUAUUCAAUUGCACUCAUGAUCUCCAGGCUGCACAGACGCACAGCAAGGCAACACAGAUUCAGGCGACGCCCACGAUGAAGAGACGCCGCCAGCAACGGGCAGACAUUGCAGACAUGUGUGCGGCCCAGUCUGGCAUGUUUUCUCCCAGUACUGAGGACAGUACAGAGGACGUGCUCACACCCAACCGCACAAACCUACACCAGAAAAAGUCACAGUUUCCAGUGCACAGGAGAAACGGUGAAAGUGUCUACAACAUAAACAACAUUGUCAUCCCAAUGUCUCUGGCUGCCUCUACCACAGUGGAGAAGCUGCAGUAUAAGGACAUUCCUACACCCAGCUGGAGGGUAGUGGAGUUUUCCCCACUCCUUAAGAAAGAGGACGAGAAGGACAUAAAUAAGGUGGAGUCACUAUCAGAUGAGGUGUUUAUUCAGCGACACCAGAGCUACGAGCGCAGAGAGAAACUCAGCUGGAGCUCCUGGGAAAAGGGCAGGAGAUGCACACACAGUGCUAGGUCUUCCAGCAGCACAGACAUAUCUUCUGAUUGCGAACCAACGUCAUGGAUGUGCAGCAGACCUACAGACACAGCACAGGACAACAUGAAGGAAAGGGAGCCUCAGCUGCCUUGGGAGAGACGCGAAUUCCCACUGUCUAAGACCGAAGAGGAGACUCUGAGAUGUGACGAAGACGCACUCAAGGCAGAGGAUGCACUCUGCUCAAAGAACGAGCAGAUGGAUUCCAGUUUGUCAGACAGCAGCUUCAAGAAUAGCGUCUCUUCCCUUCGCUGUGCUCACACACCUCCCCCUGCAGGACACACACGGAGCAACAAGCGCAGAGGGACUUCAAGCCCUAAUUAAUCCAGUAGACUUCUUACCAGAGGGCUAUGAAGCAGGAAGUGACAUCACAUUGAAAGAAUAAGCAGAUGUAAAAAGCAUCAUUGCUGAUUGCUACUUUAAGAUGCUUUUGAUUUCAUCUCUCUGACACAGAGUUUUAACAUGGUUUUAUUCUGUAUUUUAUUAACACACAUGGUUUUACUGCAGUUUUAAGACAAAUUUUAAUGCAAUGUAAUGUAGUAUAUAUAUUUAUUUUUUAUAUCAUUCUUUUUAAAUAUAUAUUGUAGGCUUUUCCCGAGAUGUAGCCUUAACAUUGGUUUCGGGGUUUUUUUUAAUGGAAAAAAGGCAGACUGUUUUUCUCAGUAAAUCGACAUAAAAUGAAGCGGACUCUG